Molecule: messenger RNA, 2200 nt
Organism: Sebastes umbrosus (honeycomb rockfish)
Lineage: Eukaryota; Metazoa; Chordata; Actinopteri; Perciformes; Sebastidae
Gene: cfap97
Product: cilia and flagella associated protein 97
Exons: 5
Coding region: 238-1704 (488 amino acids)
Biological process (GO): spermatogenesis
Source: RefSeq, a predicted model, not a curated record
AGCAACCGUUGCCAGGAAGUGACGUUGCCUAGUUACCAGGCACCAUGCCGACAGCAGCCAGCUGGUGGAUGUUGUUGUUGCCCGCUAACGAGGAUUGUUUUUAAAUGCAGCUCUGCGUUUCAUUUAUUCGUCUUCUCAACGGAACAUCGUCUCUAAAGAAGAGCUAAAUGCAACUGUAACGUGAAACACUGUUUAUCGGGCGACCCUUUGCCAGGUUGUGUGUUGGGUAAGACUACCAUGUUCAACCCCGAUGAACUAGAAGGUGAAGUGGAUCAUUCGUUUUUCGACAGUGAUGGUAGCAGCAGAGAAGAAGGGGAAAAGAUGGAGAAAGGCUCGAAGGCUGAAAAGGAGAACGUAGCAGCACAUGAGAGGCUACAAACAAAACAGACUGAAAAUACAAAAGGUGGCUGGUCCCCAAGGACUGAUGGGACAAAAAAACACCUGAAGCCAGUCGACGACAACAGUAGCAGCAGAGCAGAAAUGGAAGAGAAAAACUGUCAAUCAAAGGAAGAAGAAGGAAGGAGCAGGGCUUCCAGCGUAUCAUCUGUUACAUCAGAUAAAGUCAUCAAUAAUAGCGGUGAUCGUGAGGAAGACUCUAAUUUGCAGUCUAAAAGGCCCAAUGGAAGAUUUAUGUCAUUUUUGGAUAAGGUUGGGGAGGAAUAUUAUAAGGAUGUGUCCAGCCAGAGUCCAAAUGAGUCUGAAGAAGAGGCAUUGCCAUCCAAACACACAAAAGGGAGAAAUAAACAAUCUCCUAAAAAACUGGUAAAGUGCAUCCGAAGUCCAUCCCCCACUUCAACGGAGAGCAGCGUAGACGCAGACUCAGAGAGCUCCUUUAGCAGCAGCAAUAGGAGAAGCAGUUUGGAUUCCCCCGCCCUUCCCCAGCCCAACAAGCCUUCUUCGUCCCCUGGAGUGAGUAGGACCCGGGCAGGAUCUCGGGAUGUGCCUGUUGGCGGUACAGAGGAGUCAGAGGAUACAGUGACAGAUGUGAGCCCCCUCUCCUCUCCUGACAUCAGCCCUCUCCAGUCGUUGGACCUGAACCACACAGAGGCCGAAGAGGGAAGCCUUAAAGGGCAGCAGCAGCAGGAGAGUGUGCCCUCCAGUGGCCUCAGCGUCUUGCAUCAAGACUCAGAUCAGGAUGUAGACGAGUGCUCCUUCAAUUCAGAGAGUCAGCUUGGAAGCAAACUGGUCUUCUGCUAUCCCGGAGGUAGAAACAGGAAGAACUACUCGUUCACCAACGAUGAGGUCCGACGCAUAGAUCAUGAGAACCAGCGUCUUCUUCGGGAGCUGUCGCGCCAUUCUCCAGGGACCAGACCAGGAAGUAUAUCGAGGAAGAAAACCCCUAUGGCCAGCAAGACGCCUCAUAUCCGCCUCACUCACAGCGCACUCAACAGACAACGGGAACAGCAUCGCAUCGAGAGGGAGAACCUGGCUUUCCUGAAGAGGCUGGAGUCCGUCAAGCCUACAUCUGGCCUGAAGCGCUCGGAACAACUAGACGACUACCACCGACAGGUUGGACACGUGGGAGCUCCUUCAUACCCCGUCUCCAUCUCCACCACCACCAAGAGAGAGAGGUCUACCAGCAAGACACCCUCAGCAGAUCCCAGGCCGGCCAGUUCUGCCCUCCACAGCUCCAGAGCAGUUUCCACCAACACUGACUCCAGCAAAACACGCGUACCCAGGUCAAAAGAAACAGCCUGGUGCUGAGAACACAUUUUAGCAUUUUACCUUUAGUGAUAUCAGUUGGUAUCCAUUCAUUAUAAAAUUCCAAGGUACUACGCUUCAAGCAUCUUUAUUUACAUGCAUGGGUUCAUCAUACAUUUAGUUGACUUAAUCAACUAUUCAGUGAUAUGUGUUGUCGUGCUUAUCAAUUAAAAAGAAGAUGGACAUUUUUCCACUCUUUGAAGCUGAAAUAUAGCAAAUGGUGCUCUGAGCUCCGAGCUAUUGUCAUGCAUUUGAAUAGUUCAUUUGUGGCUUCUUCUUCUUCUUACCGCAGUAACUCUUCAUGACAGUUAGCUAGCUGUAUUUUUGUAAGAAAUAUGUCCUAUACUUAAUGGAAACGUCCCUCAUAUGUGUAUAUAUAAUGUUUCAGUGAGUGACUUUUCCAUUAAACCUGCACUUGGUUGUUUCUCAUAUUUGUACAGUUUAUGAUGCACUAGAGAAAUGUGUUUUUAAAGAAUUAAACAAACUAUUUGAAAUAUUA